AUCCUCUCAUACCCUUCCGGCCCAGCGCUUCCCAGGAUGCAAUGCGAACCGGUGACGAGUGAGUUCUUGUUCAAAGGAGAACAAACCAGCAGCGCGAGGAGGAGAAACUGAUACAACUCUGGAGGACUGGAUCCGCUGGGGAAGGAGCUGCCAUCCACACAGGACCCCCCGUGGUGCUGGAGAAGCAGAACAGUAUCAGAGACCUCAUCCACCCAGACCUCUGCUUCAUGUGGCUGAACAGCAGCUCAGGAGCUUCAGAGAAACAGAGUGUUCAACAGAGACUGAAGCUUCAGAGAAACAGAGUGUUCAACAGAGACUGAAGCUUCAGAUAAACAGAGUGUUCAACAGAGACUGAAGCUUCAGAGAAACAAAGUGUUCAACAGAGACUGAAGCUUCAGAGAAACAGAGUGUUCAACAGAGACUGAAGCUUCAGAGAAACAGAGUGUUCAACAGAGACUGAAGCUUCAGAGAAACAGAGUGUUCAACAGAGACUGAAGCUUUAGAGAAACAGAGUGUUCAACAGAGACUGAAGCUUCAGAGAAACAGAGUGUUCAACAGAGACUGAAGCUUCAGAGAAACAGAGUGUUCAACAGAGACUGAAGCUUCAGGAAACAUGAGAGAGGUGCUGCUCUCGGUGGUGAAGCAGCGCCUCACUGCGGCUGCUGAAGAGGUCUUUGUUCUGUUUGAAAGAACGAUAGCAGAGUACGAGGAGGAACUGUCUCGCUCAAAACAGGAGAACGAGAGAAACCGGAAAAUACUGCACGCUGUUUUACAGCCUCAGCUUCAGAUACACAGAGCAGACGCCCCGCAGCUGGUGGUGGUUAAAGAAGAGGUUCCCAUUGAGCAGGAGGAGUUGCACUCCAGUCUGGACCAGGAGGACCCAGAGCCCCGCCCACACAUUAAAGAGGAACCGGAGGAAAUCUGGAGCAGUCAGGAGGGAGAGCAGCUUCAAGGGCUGGAGGAGGCUGAUAUCACCCAGUCCACAUUCACUCCUGUCCUUGUGAAGAGUGAAGAUGAUGAAGAGAAACCUCAGUCCUCACAGCUUCAUCAAAGACAAACUGAACACAUGGAAACAGAAGCUGCUGGAGAGGACUGUGGAGGACCAGAACCAGCCAGGACCUCAGAUCCAGAGAGACAUUUACAACCUGAGACUGAGGACAACCCUGGAGACUCUUCUGAACCUGAGAUUGAGGACAACCCUGGAGACUCUUCUGAACAUGAGACUGAGGACAACCCUGGAGACUCUUCUGAACCUGAGACUGAGGACAACCCUGGAGACUCUUCUGAACCUGAGUCUGAAGACAACCCUGGAGACUCUUCUGAACCUGAGACUGAGGACAACCCUGGAGACUCUUCUGAACCUGAGACUGAGGACAACCCUGGAGACUCUUCUGAACCUGAGACUGAGGACAACCCUGGAGACUCUUCUGAACCUGAGACUGAGGACAGUGGAGACUCUUCCUAACCUGAGACUGAGGACAGUGGAGACUCUUUUGAACCUGAGACUGAGGACAGUGGACACUCUUCUGAACCUGAGACUGAGGACAGUGGACACUCUUCUGAACCUGAGACUGAGGACAGUGGACACUCUUCUGAACCUGAGACUGAGGACAGUGGAGACUCUUCUGAACCUGAGACUGAGGACAGUGGAGACUCUUCUGAACCUGAGACUGAGGACAGUGGAGACUCUUCUGAACCUGAGACUGAGGACAGUGGAGACUCUUCUGAACCUGAGACUGAGGACAGUGGAGACUCUUCUGAACCUGAGACUGAGGACAGUGGAGACUCUUCUGAACCUGAGACUGAGGACAGUGGAGACUCUUCUGAACCUGAGAGUGAGGACAGUGGAGACUCUUCCUAACCUGAGACUGAGGACAGUGGAGACUCUUCUGAACCUGAGACUGAGGACAGUGCUGAUGGUCAGGAUUAACUCUGUGGUAAAGACCCUGUCAGUGUGUAACGUGAUACCUGUGAGUUAAAUCUGAAUGUGAACCAAAAAACCAACAAUUCCUAUAACUUUGAAUAUUCAGAUGAGGAAACCUGCCUGACUGUAUGAACUCUGUUGGACAAUAUUCAUGACUCCAUGUGACCUCCAUCUCUAUCAACAUACUGUGAGUGGACAACAUGUCUAAUGUUUGUGUCUUACUGCUUCUCUGAUUUAUACUACAACCACUGGCUGUGGAUUUAAGGGCUCAGAGUUUCCUUUUAGACAUACAGGAGGAUCUUAUGUGUUGGAUCUGUGUUGGUGAUAUUCCAGCUAACCUUUGGUUGUAGUUAUUUUAUGUGACUUGAUUAAAUCUUAAAUACAUUUCUGACUUAGUUUAAUGUUCAUAUACACAACUGUCAUCUCAUCCACAGCCAGUCCUCGCAUGUUCUGCCUCUAAAUUCUUCUUCUAACUGGAUGCUGAGUCCUGGGAUGAUGACAGCGUAUCUUGAGUUGGAAGGCACAGCUUUCACUGAACAGUGAUGUGGUUUCUCCUUUCAACACAACAUGGUGGAGAAGUUUGCAUCCAACUUGUAGAGAAAGUAAAAGCAACGGCUUUGUUCUUAUUGUUGAGUUGAUGUCACUAUUCUUCAUACUGCGGUUCAAGUCUAAUUAAUUUUACAGACCUUUUUUAUUUCUGUCUUUUAAUGGCCUCUAGAUAUAUCCUGCCGUGUAAUCAUGAGACACGUGAUGCUUUUGAGGAAUCGUUGCUAAUAAACUGAACUGUUGCUGAAA
Messenger RNA from Eleginops maclovinus (Patagonian blennie), 2719 nucleotides. RefSeq names its product sialidase-like. The record is from RefSeq and is a predicted model, not a curated record. The transcript has 4 exons. NCBI's taxonomy places the organism in Eukaryota, Metazoa, Chordata, Actinopteri, Perciformes, Eleginopidae. The coding region runs from base 614 to 1465 and encodes 283 amino acids.